UAAUAAUUAGAAGCAAAGUGUUAAGGACAGAGAAAGAUUUCAAUUUAAUAAAGUUAAAGAUUAUUAUCACAAUUAAAAACAUCUAUAAUGUCGGGCGUGUGUAAACAUGCAUUAAAAUCUUUGCGUCCUGGAAUGCAAAAUGCGUUUGUAAUCGGCAUAAUUGUAAACAGUUUUAACAUGAAAACGAUCGAUGCUACACGUACGAGAUUUAACAACGGUGAUCGAGGCGUAUGGACGUUUACGUUACGCGAUUCAAAAGAAGAUUCUAUAAAUGUAACUGUAUGGGGCAGUACUCUAUUUGUUAGAAGAUUAACUUCCACUUUUCAUAUUGGGAGCGUAGUGGAAGUUAUAAAUCCAAAAGUGUUGGAGCGGCGUUCAGAGGACAGGAACGAGGCGUUUGUACCGUGGGUGUCCAGCUCGUGCAGUCUAACGGUGAACGAGGGCAACUCGCUAGUGCAAAUUCAUGACGCACCAACACGCGCAGAAUAUGAACCUUUGCUGAUGCUCCCGAUUAAGAAGCUGACUGGCCUGCGAACUCUGAAAAGCAUUUUUGAAAACUUGGAAGCGCUACGCGAUCAAUAUGUCGACACCUUAGUAGCUGUUACUUUUGUCAGUGAUAUUCGAAACGCAAUAACACGCGACGGAAAGAGUAUAAAGUUUCGUAACUUUGAGGCAGUAGACGGAUCAACGGACAAAGUAGCGUCCUUAGUACUUUGGGAAAAUGAAUGGAUCGAAAGAGCUGCGUUAUGGGAACCAAAACGUAUUGUGCUUCUCCUCGUGGAUGCUCGUAUCGCGUACGAUAAUUUCAAGAAAAAAACUCUUUUAUCUAUAGCUAGAAAAACAAUGAUCACCGAGAAUCCUGAUAUACCACAAUGCACAGUCAUAAGAAACACGGUGCAGUGUUAUGAUAAUGAUAUUAUGUCUGGAAAUUACGCGACACCAAAUCCUGAUACAAUUACAAAUGUAAUGACCAUAAGAGAAAUUUCUGAAAAACUGAAUAAAAAACCGAAACAAGGAGAAAGGAUUCAAUUCGCUACGAUUUUAAAGGCAUACGUAAUGGAUAUAAAUGUGGAGACCUUAAGCCCUGGAAUACUAUCGAUUAGAUGCGCCUUAUGUAAGAAAGUCAUUGAUGAUAAUCGGGAUUCGUGUAUGAAUCUCGAAUGUCCAUCAGGCAAUGGAACUCGCGUGCCUCUAAACACGACAAGCCUAAAUUUAAAAGUCAAUUUAAAAGACAACACAGGUUAUCUUAUUGGCUGUCGAUUAUCCGGAGAUGCGGCUGAACGUGUUCUUGGUUGUACAGCUAAUGAGUUUCAGGGAAUGAUACUUCCUCAACGUACCGAAUUAAAGUGGAAAUAUACGCUGGAAAAAUGUGACGUACGUUUGCACGUACUUGGUCCUGCAGCCACGUUUCCGAAUGCUAUAUAUAAUAUUCUGUCGAUUUAUCGAAUUCAAGAAGACGAAGAUGAGGAUGAAGAUACUGGGCUGGUUAACGACCUUGUCUCAAACGACUUUUAAACUUCAUUAUUUAACAUUCUUAAAUAUCAAUAAAGCAUUAUUCUUAAAUGUUAUGAAAUAGAAUUGAAAUUAGCCAUUUAUAAUUUUUUUAAUAAUUGCAUUAUCUAUAGACAUUCCAAACAUAACUUUAUGUUUUCGAGUCGCAUUGUGAAACAAUUGGAGGAUUUUUAAAAAGAAUAAUGAAUGAAAUUACACAUUUUGUUGUAUAUGUCGGGUUAUCAUUAGA
Molecule: messenger RNA, 1741 nt
Organism: Bombus pyrosoma
Lineage: Eukaryota; Metazoa; Arthropoda; Insecta; Hymenoptera; Apidae
Gene: hdm
Product: meiosis-specific with OB domain-containing protein
Exons: 9
Coding region: 88-1515 (475 amino acids)
Biological process (GO): resolution of meiotic recombination intermediates
Molecular function (GO): single-stranded DNA binding; single-stranded DNA 3'-5' DNA exonuclease activity
Source: RefSeq, a predicted model, not a curated record